Messenger RNA from Beta vulgaris subsp. vulgaris (sugar beet), 1482 nucleotides. RefSeq lists its product as hypothetical. Gene Ontology annotation, cellular component: membrane. Gene Ontology annotation, biological process: protein ubiquitination. Lineage: Eukaryota; Viridiplantae; Streptophyta; Magnoliopsida; Caryophyllales; Amaranthaceae. The record is from RefSeq and is a predicted model, not a curated record. The coding region runs from base 282 to 1145 and encodes 287 amino acids. Gene Ontology annotation, molecular function: zinc ion binding; ubiquitin-protein transferase activity. The transcript is spliced from 8 exons.
UUAAAAAGAAAAGAAGAGAAGAGAACAAUUCCAACAAAGACAUCGUCUUUGACUCUAAAAACUCCAAACCCAACCCUCGUGACUUUCUGAAUUUAAACACUUCCAUUUUCUCUCUCCUCUUUCAAUCUUAUUUCAUCUCAUUUUCAUCAUCAUCUUUUCCUAACCCAGAAAUAAAAAAGGAACACAAAUUUAACCCUUUUUUGUUGGAUUUUUUUUAUACUAUUUGUUAUCAAUCUAGACCCCAGAAUUGUGCUGAAUUUUAGUUUUGAUCCGGAAGAUAAAUGGGUGAUGAUCAUGUGGUGUGUGUGGACCGUCUGAUUACAUCCGACUCUUUGCAAUCGGCAAAAGGGACUGAGGUUUCGGAAUCCUCUGGUGAUAGUCAUAUUUAUGUUGCUGAAUCUUCCAACUCACUUCAACCCAAAGAGGUGGGAGAAGAUGACGUGGCUGAUGAAGAACAGCCACUUCUUCAGGUUGUUGAGUGCAGGAUUUGUCAAGAGGAGGAUAGUGCAAAGAAUUUGGAGGUUCCUUGCUCUUGCAGUGGCAGUUUGAAGUACGCUCAUAGGAAAUGCGUUCAGAGAUGGUGCAAUGAGAAAGGAGACAUUAUAUGUGAGAUCUGUCAUCAGCCUUAUCAAUCAGGUUAUACUGCCCCACCACCUCCACCUACUGAUGAUACUGCGAUCGACAUCAGUGCCCAGUGGACAGUGUCCGGUGCACCAUUAGAUUUGAAUGACCCACGACUUCUGGCGAUGGCAGCAGCUGAACGACGCUUAUUGGAAGCUGAGUAUGAUGAGUAUGCUGAUUCUAAUGCCAAUGGAGCAGCAUUUUGCCGCUCUGCUGCCCUCAUUUUGAUGGCCCUGUUGCUCUUGAGGCAUGCUCUCUAUGUGACAAGUCCUGAUGGAGAGGAGGAUGAUGUCUCCACCUUCUUCUCUCUUUUCUUGCUUCGGGCUGCUGGUUUUCUUCUUCCAUGCUACAUAAUGGCUUGGGCUAUCAGUAUAUUGCAACGGCGGAGGCAAAGACAGGAAGCAGCAGCAUUGGCAGCAGGUGAAGUUGCGUAUGUAAUACAGGCAGGACAGCAUGGAGGCGUGCACUUCACCAUAGCCCCUGGACCUGCAGUUGCUCAUCACCCUGAGCCACCACAUCAAUAACGUGAUGGAGUUUAUAAACAUAGUAUCCAAUUGAGUAUGAAGUUACGAGUUUCUCGUAGAGCUGUUGGUUUACAAGAUUGCCAAUUUUAUUGGCGUAAAAACUACCCACCGUGCUGUAAACAUUUCUCAGUAACUUAUACUACUAUUUACCAAAGAUAUACUGAUGGAAAAGGGUCUUGCAACUCUCUACCUACAGCUCUCCAUUUGCUUGUACAUAAAAAUCAUCACCGGCGCAUUAGUAAUAUGUAUUAUUCGUAGCGCUUGAGAGUGCUACUGGCAACAAUUUUAUCGAGUCUCUCGUUAAUUUCAUCCCUGUAAGAUUUAUUUAUUUCCUUCA